Molecule: messenger RNA, 4442 nt
Organism: Haplochromis burtoni (Burton's mouthbrooder)
Lineage: Eukaryota; Metazoa; Chordata; Actinopteri; Cichliformes; Cichlidae
Gene: chtf18
Product: CTF18, chromosome transmission fidelity factor 18 homolog (S. cerevisiae)
Exons: 22
Coding region: 142-2910 (922 amino acids)
Molecular function (GO): ATP binding; ATP hydrolysis activity
Source: RefSeq, a predicted model, not a curated record
GUAAUACUUCAUAACAAAAAAUUUGCCGGGAACUCGACUGUGCCAAAGCUACUGUCGAAGCUGAGAAAGAAGCUAUCGGGGGAAAUAUAUUUUUCCUGAUUAUUUAGCCGCCGUGUCUCGGGUUUUAUCGGAUCAGGCAAAAUGGACGAAUACGAUGAACUGUUCGAGGUACACGACGACUUCGAGGAGCAGUUUGCCGACGAGCUGGAGGUGCUGGCUGAGAUGGAGGAAGAAACUUGCAAGCCGGGGAAACGCCACAGUCAGGGUCCAGGAGACGACAUCUCGGAUAUAGAGCACCUGCUGGACGAUCAGCCCAUCACUCCAAAGGCAAAGCGACAGAAGCAGGACGUCGGUGUGGUCAAGCGACUGUUCAACGCAGCACAAGUUCAAGAGAGCAAAGUCCCUUCACUGAGUGAUGACAUCACACCGCCAUCCUCUCCAGAGCACUAUGAGCCCUCUCACGCCAUCAGCUCUACCCCUGCUGUGCUGGAUAUCAGCGGCUUUGCUGAGAUUCCACUGACUCCACAGCGACCUCCCACAGCGGCGCCGGCAUCCCUGCGUGUGCUGAAGCGACCUCCUUUAGAGGGAGACUACAUCAGCGUGACGGACUCGUCUGGGAAUCGGGUGUACCUCAGACAGAAAGAGAACGCAGAGACAAAGACAGCAGACUCCAGAAUAGUACCAAACUCCCAGGGUGGACUGGGGCUGCUGGCAGUGCCCAUAGGACUGCUGAGAGAGCAAGAAGCAGACAGGCGCCACCAACAGGUUGUGGAGGAAUCGCAGCGUCUUACAGAGCUGUUAGCCAGCAGUGUAAACGACGCGUUAGUUGAGUCUGAAAACCCAGAAGAUGAAGAAAACGAGGAUCCAGAGGACACAGAGGGCCGAGCAUCUCGGUUGUGGGUGGACAGAUUUUCACCGCGUCACUACACGGAGCUGCUCAGCGACGAUUUCACCAACCGCUGUCUGCUCAAGUGGCUGAAGCUGUGGGACACCGUAGUGUUUGGAAGAGAGAGGAAGUCCCGCCCUGCCCGAUCCGACAGACAGGCUGCCAAUCAGAAAGCAUUUAAACCCAAUCAAGGAAAUCAGAAUCAAAAUCGCUUCAAGAGCAAGGUUGAGGUGACCGAGGAGCUGCUGGAGGCAGAACUGGACCAGUACAAACGACCCAAAUUUAAGGUGGCGUUGCUAUCCGGUCCUCCAGGUUUGGGGAAGACCACCCUGGCUCAUGUCAUUGCAAAGCAUGCUGGGUACAACGUGGUUGAAAUCAAUGCCAGUGACGAUCGCAGCGCCGAGGUGUUCCAGAAACGCAUCGACACAGCGACACAGAUGAAGUCCGUUUUGGGAGCCAAUGAGAGGCCGAACUGCCUCAUUAUCGAUGAGAUUGACGGAGCACCUGCGGCCGCCAUCAACAUACUGCUGGCAGUUCUGAACAGGAAAGACGGACACGGGAGUGAGGCUGGCGCGGAGACGGCGAAGAAGAAGAAGAAGAGGGAGUCCAUCUUACUGCGACCAAUCAUCUGCAUCUGUAACGACCUUUAUGUCCCAGCUCUCCGGCCUCUCAGGCAGCAGGCUUUCCUCCUGGCUUUCCCACAGACUCAGCCUUCCCGCCUGGCACAGAGACUGGCAGAGAUCUCACUCCGCCAGGGGCUGAAGGCAGACACGGGCACCCUGAUGUCACUGUGCGAGAAGACCGACAACGACAUCCGGUCCUGCAUCAACACGCUGCAGUUCCUUCAUAGUCGUGGCGUCAAGCAGCUGGACAGCAAGACGAUUCAGAGCAUCUCUGUGGGGCAGAAGGACCAGAACAAAGGCUUGUUCCAUCUGUGGCAGGAAAUCUUCCAGUUACCACGUACAAAACGGAAACGUGUCGGUGAGGGGUUUGAGGACGGACCGGGUUCGGGAAGUGGAGCUCACAGGUUCCAGCACAUCUUGCAUCUGGCUUCGUCUAGUGGAGAAUAUGAAAAGGUUUCUCAGGGUCUGUAUGAUAAUUAUCUGUCCAUGCGUGUGAGGGACCCAAACCUCCAGAGCACGUGCGAGGCGCUGGAUUGGCUGGCCUUCUCAGACAAGCUGAGCCACGUGAUUCUGCACGGGCAGAACUUCUCUCUGAUGAAAUACCUGCCCUUCCUUUCCAUCACAUUUCACUUCCUGUUUGCCCACACGAACGUGCCCCGCAUCAGCUAUCCCCACAGCCAGCACGAGGCCUCCUCCCGGCUCCUCAGCUGCAAGAACGCUCUGUCCACCAUGUUGGCCGACACCCCAGCAAGCAUCAGAGCGAGGAUCAGUCAGCUCAGCCUGACCCUCGAUAUCCUCACCUUGCUUCUCGACAUCAUCUGUCCCAAACUACGGCCCGUGAAUCCACAGCUGUUCAGCAGCAGAGAGAAGGAGCAGAUGCGUGAGCUGAUCGACACCAUGCUGGCAUACAAUCUCUCUUACAGGCAGGACCGCACUCCAGAGGGACAGUACACCUACGUGCUGGAGCCGCGCGUCGAGGAGGUGGUGAGGUUUCCAGGCCUGCCUCCGCGCCGCCAGCUGACGUACCAGGCCAAACAAACCAUCAGCAGAGAGAUGGAGCAGGAGAAGAUGAGGAGGGCCGAGCAACUGAUGCUGCUGCGAAACCCAGCACCGAAAGCGGAGGACAAAAAGAGCGCCGGUCCUAAAGCAAGCAGGAACCACCAGCAGAGGCUGGAGAACAUCGUCAAGCAGACCACAGUGGAGAGCAGGCCUGAGGUGGAUUUCUUUGGUCGAGCUGUUGCCCCUAAACCCCAGAGACCACAGCCGUCAUCAGACACAGGUGAGAAGAGAGCAGAUCUAUCUAUGGGGACAGCAGUGGGCAACAGUGACGUGUGGUUCCGGUUUAAUGAGGGCAUGUCCAACGCUGUCAGACGAAAUGUUUACAUCAGAGAUCUGCUGUAGCGCGCGCACACACACGCGCACACACACGCGCACACACGCGCACACACGCUACUGUCUCAUUGUCAGCUGCACUUGUUGUUGUAUCAUAUGAAAGAAUCUUAAUCAAUGCGUGUUAAAUUCAAAACAGUCUUUAUUUGGAUUGACAGUGUAAAGAGCCAAUAAAAAGGUGCUGUUCAUCAAAACAAACCUCUAGAAAGCUACUCGGUGCUGCACACUCACACAUACGCUCGUCUCCACAGAAAGCAUUCAGAGAAAAGCGGUGAUAGCACUGAUCGUGUGUGUGAGCGAGCAUGUGAGUUAGUGCAGUGCGUCAUCCUUCAGUUUGUAUGCAUCCGUGAUUGUGUGUGUGUGCGUGUGUGCGUAUAUAUUUAUAUAUAUAUGUGUGUGUGUGUGUGUGACCGCUAGAGAAUCACACACUUGCCCUUCUCCACCCAGGGAUUGGCUCUCAUGAGCUCCGGAUUCAAAAAUGGAUCUUCACAAACACAUCCCUCGAUCCAUUUCACCAGCCUACAAAAAAAGAUAAAAGAAAGAGAGAGUCGUACGGUCAGCAACGGGUCACACGCUGUACUGAACAGAGAGGGAACGAGUGUGUGUGUGUGUGCAGCAGGUGGACUCACUCAGUGACAGUGAUGGAAGAUUUCUCUCUGUUGAUUGCCAGCUGAUACUGAAGGCUUUCCACUUCGCGCUUCAUCUGUGGGAUGUCCCAUUCCUCCAUGAUGCUACUGUUGUGUAUACACACAAACACACACACGCAGAUCAGAGACUGAAAGAGCACAGCUCUGCUACACAGAUGAUUAAAGCUUGUUUUUGUUUUGCAACUGCGCCAAUUUUAGAGUGCUAAAAGAAGUAAAAGCAGCCGACUGAUCCUGCUCCAGCUCCUUUUUGAAGCGGGAGUAUUUUUGUUGUCGCUUCAUCACACCUCGCGUAACUUCUGCUCUGAGUCAUAAUUCACUGCGUGGAUAAGCUCUGCACAGAGAACCAGUGUUGUGUUAUUUUCUAAUUUUUCAAAAUAAAACUCACGUUUAAAAAAAAAACUAAUAAACAGACAACUUUUUGCAAACAUUACUCUAACAGGUGUAAAUUGCGCUCGUGUUGUGGACUAUUUUCAGCUGUGGAUGAAUACGAUUUUACUGGCUGUUGACCUCUGACUCCAGAAGGAUGGUUUGUGUGGGAUUAGGCAUACAGCAGUGUCCAUGUACAUAAUGGAGAAGCAGGUUUCAGAGAGACUGCGCAGUAAAAUGAUCGGAAGUAAAAUAAGUAAAAGGGCUUGACUUAAUUAAUGAGGUGGGAGGAUUUAUCCAAAUAAUGAUAGUAUCGAUACCAACACUGAUACUGGCAUCAGAUUGAUACUGCCGCAACAGGAUGGAUAUUUUGUUUCUAUUCUCUCUCUCUUUUUUUUAAAGAAAACAUGCUUCAAACAUGCGCUAUGAAAAAUGUCUCAACCUUUGUGUUGACUGUCGCAUCUAUUUUAUUUAUAGCCUAGAGCAAAUUUCAGCAACGGCCAGGUCUUCAAAAUACAUAAAAAGCUUAAA